Daktulosphaira vitifoliae (grape phylloxera) is the source of this 1707-nucleotide messenger RNA. RefSeq names its product 3-ketoacyl-CoA thiolase, mitochondrial (gene yip2). Gene Ontology annotation, molecular function: acetyl-CoA C-acetyltransferase activity. Gene Ontology annotation, biological process: fatty acid beta-oxidation. Bases 351 to 1544 code for a protein of 397 amino acids. The record is from RefSeq and is a predicted model, not a curated record. The transcript has 8 exons. NCBI's taxonomy places the organism in Eukaryota, Metazoa, Arthropoda, Insecta, Hemiptera, Phylloxeridae.
AACCAUAACUUAUACUCUUGAGUAUAGAUAUUUGAAAUACCCAACUAUCUAUAUUCAAUGCCUAUACUUAUAUAAUGCAUAGGUAUAUGUACUUUAUGACAUAAUGUGAAUAAUAGCAGCUGUUAAUUUCUUUAUCAAAACUCGAGGAACAAGAUGUAAAUGUUAUUUAUUAAGUAGCCUAUAAUACAAACAAUCGCAAUCUAUUUUUAAAUUAAAACAUAUAAGUUCAUUAUUUUAUGAACACCAUUAGCUAACUAUCAAUAUUUUAUAGUAAUUCAAAUUAAUUUAUAAUCCAUUUAAAAUUUAUUUUUAUAAUCCUAAAAAAAAAGUCUUAAAAUAUUAAAGUAAAAAUGUCUCUUACAAAAGGUAUUUUUAUUGUUGCUGCUAAAAGGACUCCAUUUGGAACUUAUGGUGGUAAAUUUGUCAAAACGUCAUCUACUCAAUUACAAGUAACAGCAGCCAAAGCUGCACUAGCUGCUGGAAAUAUAGAUCCAAACAUUGUUGAUUCUGUAAUUAUUGGCAAUGUUUUAAUGAAUACAUCUUCUGAUGGAGCUUUUUUACCUCGACAUGUACUUCUUCAUUGUGGAAUACCUCAAGAUCGCCAUGCUUUAGGUAUUAACCGAUUAUGUGGUUCUGGAUUUCAGUCCAUUGUAAAUGGUGCACAGAGCAUACUAACUGGUGAAUCAAAUGUUGUUUUAACUGGUGGUGUUGACAAUAUGAGUCAAGCCCCUCAUGUUGUUCGUGAUGCAAGGUUUGGUAUACCGCUAGGAGCUGCUUAUCAAUUUGAAGAUUCAUUAUGGACGGGACUUACUGAUACAUUUUGUAAACUUCCAAUGGCUUUGACAGCUGAAAAAUUAGCAGAAGUUUACAAAGUAACACGACAAGAAGUUGACGAAUUUGCUUUGCGUUCUCAAACACUUUGGAAAGAAGCUCAAGCCAAAAAUGUAUUCAGUUCAGAAUUAGCUCCAGUUACAAUAAAAGUGAAAAAAACAGAUGUUACUGUAGAUAUUGAUGAACAUCCAAAACCCAAAACAACUCUUGAAACAUUAGCCAAAUUACCUACAGUCUUUAAAAAAGAUGGAGUAGUAACUGCUGGUUCUGCUUCGGGUAUCUGUGAUGGAGCUGGAGCUCUUGUUUUGGCUAGCGAAGAAGCUUUAAAAAAAUAUUCUUUAACACCACUGGCAAGACUAGUUGGUUAUUCUGUGGUAGGAGUUGAUCCAAGUAUAAUGGGUAUUGGCCCAGCUCCAGCAAUUACAAAGCUUUUAAGUUUAUCAGGAAAAAGUCUUGAUGAUAUUGAUUUAGUGGAGAUAAAUGAAGCAUUUGGGGCACAAACUCUUGCUUGCCAAAAAGAGUUAAAGCUCAAUAUUGAAAAACUUAAUGUAAAUGGUGGAGCUAUAGCUAUUGGCCACCCUCUAGCUGCUUCUGGUGCAAGAAUAACAACUCAUCUUGUUCAUGAACUUAGACGUAAAAAUUUGAACUAUGCAAUAGGUUCAGCUUGUAUUGGUGGCGGACAAGGUAUUGCUGUUUUGAUUGAAAAAGUUUAAUUUAAUUACUAAUGAAUAAUUGGAGGCUGGAUAUUCAAAUUAUCAAAUUUAUUAUGAAAAAUGUAUAUUGUAUAUUUUUUAAUAUUUUAUUGGGUUAUUCCAUUAUUAUAACAUAUAUAUUAAAUUAUAAAAUAGUCCUUUGUUUUCACCAGUAUCUAUCCAA